CCCAAGAUUUUUUUUUUUCUUUUCAAAUAUUAAAUUUUAAGCCCGAGACUUGUUUGACCCUCGAACCUCUCAGUUGCCAUAGAGUCGUUUACUCAUGGUGGACUUGCAAACAGAGAAGGAAAGAUGGACUCCGUUUACGAAAAGCACUAUGAUCCCAUGCCAGUAGAUUUAGAUCCAGAAACAGAUAUCCUGAAAGUGCAUGAAGAUAUUUCUAGGGAACCAUCAGGAAUUUUAAUGGAAGAUGUGAAAGAAAAUAUUGAAUCCCAAAUGCAGGAAGAGGAAUACAUGGAAGAGGUUAGUUAGAUUUAGGUACUUAAUUUACUUUGAUUAGAAAAUUAAAACUUUUUGAAGAAAUAAACCAAUGGCAUAGUUUAAUAAAGCUAAUUUUGGCUAAAACCAAGGACGGCUGCCACGGCAUCUUUUGUGUCUUUAUUAUAGUUGCAGUGAAUUAGGGUUUAGGUUAGGUUUAGGGAUCGAAUUAGGGUACAAGUUAGGCAUAGGGAUCGAGUUAGGGUUCAGGUUAGGCAUAGGGAUUGAUUUAGGGAUACAUUCGUGAAAUUCGAUAAAAAAGAAUUAUAACACCAAAAUCAUAUUUUUAGCUGUUGUAGUUUUAAAGUUAUGAAUUUUUGAAGUACGACUUAAUUUGUCCUUUUUUUAACAUGGACCCCCAUCUCAAUUUUCUGGUACCCAAUUUCGCUGUUCGCGUCACGAGCUAAAUAACUCUUGUUUUAAUGAUAAUUUUAUUUUCAGAUCUAAUGCUGAAUUAAAAAAAUAAGUUUAAUAAUUUUAACAAUUAUAGAUAAAUUGUAGCUUAUCUAACUAUGCACUAUUUAUAUCAGUAAAUUAAAUAUAAUGUAUCAAUAUAUGGCUUUUCUGUUUAUCAAAUCUUCAGCGUCCAUUAUACUGGUAAAUGCUAUAUGGUCUAUUAUAAGGCAACGCACCCCCUAAAAUGUUGUUUGGUAUCUACUUAUUUUGAACUUUUAACUUUGGCACAUGACUAAUUAACUAAAGCUUUCCCUGACCAAUGGUGUUAAUAGUUUUUACACACUGCAAACUCUUAUGAAUGAAGCUUGAGGUAGUCGGUAGUACUACGACUACGGCAUAGCAUUAUGCAAAUGGUUGUGGUUUCCCAUGAAUUUUUGCACACGGUCAAUUCUGAUAGCUAAUAAUAUGGACUCUACCAGGUUUUUAAAGCUCAAAUUUCAAAAUUCUAGUUUAAAUGUUUUCAAAAUGCAUUCUGAAACACAGGUUAUCAAAUAUUUUGAUGCAUGUAGAGAUAAUAAUGAAUAUUUCCUAAGCUAAGCAUCAGCGUUUUCCGCCAUUUAAAAGGAGGCAGGAUCACUAAUCCAAAAUGGCCUGUGCGACCUUUGCAUAAUGAGGUCAACGUUGAGGAGAAUUGUGAACAAUUUUUCAUGAGCUAUCUCAAUGAAAUUUUGCACAUGUGUACUUCAACAAAUUAUGCAGGCCUACUUUUAAUAUAAAAGACCUACUUUGAAUAUUUAGACCGAAUUUUUUAAUGCGAAGAUGCCUUAUAUUGACAUAAGAUUUUCCUCACUUAUAGUUGAGAUAAAUAACAAAUUAACUCAAUGGGAAUGUAGUUCAACAUUUCUCCUAACGUUAAUGGGCGGAGUCAAACCUUAAUUAUGGGCCAAAAGGACUCCUAAUUUAUUCAAAUUACAUGCACAUAAAAAAAUUAAAAACUCGGAUCCUACUGCGCCGAUGCCCAUUUCCAAAACAAAUUUACUAGGAGUGUCCCUUGCUUCGGCGAAGUAUCUACUAAGUUAGAUAGUAAGUUCAAAAAAUGAAAUGCUUAGCAGACUUAGCUUAGUAUAGCCUAGUUAUAUAUAUAUUAUAGUAUAGCUACUCACUGAACUGUGUUUUUUAAGCAAGUAGAUUAAGUUACAAUACAAAUUAUGAAAAAAAAAAUUACCUGUCAUCAUACCAGAGAGGUGCGUGAACCAUCAUAAAUUUAUAAUUUGCCAUUCCCUCUUUUACUUUAAAUAUUUUUUCUGGGAACAUUGAUAUAAAUUAUUAUUAACCAUAGCCAUAACCUCCAUGCCAACAGUUUUUACUUAAGUUUUUGAAAAUGUAAAAAUUACAUGUGAAUGUAAAAGAUAUUUAUACCAAACUAUUUUUUAAUUUACAUUUUUAAUGUCAUGUCACAUGUUAACUUAAAAAAUGGAGAUAAAGUUAGAAAAUCAUACUAAAAUAUUAUAUCAAGUUUAUUCUCAGAAAUAGAUCAAAGAUCCAUUGGAAAUAGCAUUAUGAUAAAUAAAACCUUAAAUUCAAAUAAAAAAAUAUUUAUUUAAAUGGAUAUUUGGCUAUUUAGAAACAAAGAGGUAACAAAAAUGUUAAAUAUUUUUCCAAAUUUAAAUCAAACCAGAUGUGAAAGUAAAUUUUACAUUGAACUUUGGGACUCAGUGUGUCAUUGGAGAAGCAUUGCCAUGAUUUGACCCCCCUCUCUCCCAAAAUAUUGAUGGAUUGGAGAAAAAAGAGAGAAGCAAUAGUGUCCAUAAUGGUGUCCAUAGAGCAGAGAAGCCAAUAGAGAUAGAUAGGUUAUAAAAUAUAAUUUAGCCCAGUGGUUCCCAACUAAUGGUAGAAAAAAAGAGAGAGGAAAUAGUGUCCAUGGAGCAGAGUAGCCAAUAGAGAGAGAUUGGUUAUAACAUAUAAUGUACCCCAGUUGUUCCCAAACGCAUGCAUUUCUCAGGGGCUAUGUGGCAGCUCCCUCCCACUGUAACUCUACUUCUAAAUAUCAUUAACUUUUAAGAUAUAGGGUAUGUCUAAGAAUCUUCUCCUUAGAAAGUGAUUUUAAAAGGGAUGCCAGUAGAAAGUUUGGGAUCCACUGAUGUAGCUCAGUGCGUCUUUAUUCCAAAAAGCCUAUUAUAAAGCUCCAUAAACACUGAAAAUUAAUGUAUCACACAUUUUCAUCAUGUUGCCUCAGAUUUAAAGAAAAGUUUGUUUUGUGUUAGUCUACUUUAAAUACAUUUCAUUUCAAUUUUGUGAUGAAUGAAAUUGACUUAAAUUAAAGGUAUGACCAGACACGAUUGAUUUAUGUUCCUCUAUCUAAUUUUUAAGGAUCAGCCCAUCAAAGUCGUCUGCAAUCAAAUUUUAUAAAAACAUCAGGAGAGACGAGUCUUAGGGGUAUGCCAAGAAGAAGUCACCUCCCUGCUAUUAAAGCACACAUAGGCACCAAAAGUUGUAACUUUAGCCAGUAUAACAUAUGUUCCUAUGUGAUUGAAGUUUAUCAAAUCACUUUCCUGCUUGAUAUUUUCAGAUUCAAAGAUCGUUUCACCUGCACAAGUCACAACAUGAUUUACACGAGCAUAUCCCUAGCUCUAUAGUUUGGUGUACUGGUUGACAAGUUUCAAAAUUGCUCCAGGGACUGGUGCAAGAUUUAUUUAUUAUAUUUUCUUUUGAUUUGACCAUAAAUAUUCAUGUUGUGCAGACCAGCAAUGUAUGGCUCAAUGACCAGUGCUGGCCCACUGACAAGCAUUUGGGGAAAGCUGAUUUACUUUAUAUGGAAAACAAAUAAAUCAAAAUAUUUAAUAUGUUGACUCCGUAGGUAUUCAUCACUUCAAAAAGUUACACAGCAGCCAUGUCUUUUUCUGUUUACUUUUAAAUUGUAGUUCCGCCCACUUUCAUUCCAUUCUUCUGAUCUGUGUUUUUGUGAGGACUGGUACAUUUUCUUAAUAGUUAUUGGUAGGACAUAAAUAUAUAUACAUACAUUCAUAAAAUUUAAAAUUUUAAUUUACAUUAAUUUAAUUAGUUAUACUGUUGUACGGAUGAAGGUAUUUCAUCUUGAAUAAUUAAAGUUAAAGCUUAUAUAAACUGUUCUAAUUUUGAACAGAAAGAACUGGACCUUAAUAUUGUUGAGGAAACCACCACCGAUUGUUCAAUUUAAAAACCCUUUGCCUCACACCAAGGCUACACUAUCGCCCCUUUCUAUUUUAGAUCUGUUUAGUAAAAGAUUUUUUAAAAAUGUAUCAAUGCUGUGGCUACUAUGAUACAGUAUAAUAACUGUGAUUGAAUCCCAUAUUUACAUUUCAGAAUAUUUCAGAAACAUGUAAUGUAAAUGUAAGGCAUUGUUAAACAAUACAAAACUCUGUUCAUUGCAGUUAUCACCCGGUGGAGUACUUGAUGAAGAAACUAUUUCAAGAGGCCUAUCAAACUUGGGACGCUCUGCUCAUGGAGAUCAUCAAGUCUAUUUAAAUGUUACGAUUCCUGUAUGUGGUAAUUCAUUCUAAUAAUUAAAAGAAACUCAAAUGAUUUCUGUUUAGAUCAACUGAAGUCAAAGUAAAAGUAACCAACUGGUCAUGGAGUUAAAAUUCCUCUGUCAUUGAAAAAAUAGCCUAUUCUUUAUUUUGGACACCACCCCACCCCCACCCCCCCAGCCCAAUAUGCAAAUGUACAAUGAGAUUUCAGCCCUAGUAUAUAUAAAAUAGUCAAAAUUAAAAUUUCCCUGUCAUUGAAAAAAUAACCUAUUCUUUACUUUGGACACCCCCCCACCCCCACCCCCCCAGCCCAAUAUGCAAAUGUACAAUGGGAUUUCAGCCCCCCCCCCCCUCCCCAACGACUUCCAAAAUAAAAAAAAAUUACAAUUGCAAAAUUCUGUGAAAAAAACAAAGCGUAUGAAGUGAAAAGGCAUACGAUGUGACAAAGCAUUGGAUGUGAUAAAGCAUAUGAUGGGAUGAUAAUUACAAAACUCUGCAGUGAUAUUUUAAAACAAAUUAAUUAUCAAACAGGAAAUCCACAGAUUUUUAGGUGAAAGUUGGCUUUAUUAGAGAUAUUAGGGACUGUCAGAAUUACAUGAUAAUUAAUGCAGAAUUAAUGCAUAAUCAUAAAUGUAUGUACUUUCUUCUAAGAUCUGCCAGCACCACUGAUCAAUAAUUUUUUAUGUUUUCAGCUUUGAGAAGUCAUGCACAGCACUUAACACUUAUUCUGGAAGAGUGAGAAAGAUUCUUAAGGCUAUUGAAAUAUAGAAUAUUUUAUUGAAGGAUUAUGUUCUUGUGGCACCACUAAUGUUAGAAGUCUUCAGGCUAUAGCAUUAAGUUCACAAAGCAGUUCUUCUUCUUCUUCUAUAUCUUAAGGGCUCACGAUCAAUUUAUUGAUCAUUUUGGCUCCUAUACAUGUAGAUGGGAUUUGCAAUGUUUCUGUUACUGGUGUUGAUGAGGAAAUCAUGCACUAGUGGUUUGAAGGCUUAAGGCAAUAGACACAAAUGUGUCUAGUGUUGUCGCCUCAACCGUUCCUUUUGAAAGAUUGUUCCAGUCCCUGAUUGUCUUGGGCAGGAAUGAGCAGCUCAUAUACUGGCUUCUUGAUGGUAUGAGCCUGAAUUGCCUGUCAUGGCCUCAUCGCUGUCUAUGGGGGAGAGGGACGAGUUUCUGUUUAAUACUGGAACAGUGGACCAGCCCAUUAUUUAUCUUGUACAUCAUGGAGAGCCUGGAUUGUCGUCGUCGUUUCUCCAAUGGUGACCAGCCUAACUAGAGGUAUUCCUGUAGCGGUUUAGGACAAAGCGUGCUGCUCGUCGCUGGACCGCCUCCAACCUGUCAAUGCUCUUCUGGGUAAAUGGGUCCCAGACUGAAGAUGCAUAAUCUAAAAUCGGACGGGUAAAGGCUUUAUAUGCUCUUUCUUUCACACGGGAGUUGCCAAUCUUUAGAUUUCGCCUUAAGAACCCUAGGGUCUUGUUUGCUUGGUUACAUACAUUGUUAAUAUGCUCGUCCCAGCGGACCUCUCUUUGAAUGGUAACACCCAGGUAUUUUACUUUGCAGUUAAUGCAGCUAUUCAGAAUCAAUAUCUUUGUUUUCAUUAUGCAUUAAUGACUGGUCAAAAUUAUUGCAUUCCUGUGCAUCUUCAAAAAUAAAUGCAUAAUAAAGUCUGUGUCAAAACAUCCAAUUCUGAAUUAUGGCAUCUUACAUGCAUGUGCCGUUGUCAAAAGUUGAUUGCUUAAGCUGCCACUUGUUCCCAGUAGUGAAAAGGAAGAUUUGUUGGAAAAUUUUUACUCGAUAAAGGUCUCAAAAUGGAGAAAAAAGUCUUUCUCAUAACUUAGUGGUCAUGAAGGUUGGGAUUAAGUUUGAAAAAAUCUUGGCAGAAUGAUUCAAGGAAAGUUUUGCACCAAGUAACACUGUCUUUAGUUAAAAAUCUCAUUAUUCUUGAGAGGCAUUCUGUCAAUGGAAAAAAAAGGGGGGGGGAGUGGUUUGAUCAACCAGUGAGGGAAUGUGACCUUUGUUGGAGAACCACAUAUUCCUAUAAAAAUAUGGAUACCGGUACACCAUGGCCAAAAAUGCUCCAAAAUACAUCAUCCUAGAUCGCACAUCUCACUCCAUUAAGUGUUGUCCAACCUGUAUUUGGUAUGAAAAUGCUCAUCAAAGACUUUGUAGGGGCACACACAGCACCUGAUGGAGAAGACUUGCUUGAUUCUCAUUUAUCAAAACACUUACUGGUCGACCAGACUUUCGUAACCACUUUCAUAAGACAGGAAAUAAUAGUCAACUCUGAAUACUUUUCCUCUACUGAGAGAACCAUUUCUGAAAACAACUUCCUAACAUAUCUUCCUUUUUAUCCUGAGUGUACAGGAAGAGUUUGGUGGGGGUACGUGCUGCAAUGGAACACUUUUUUUUUUUAAUAGUUAGAAUAUGUAAUUUUUUUUUAGCACGGGGUACUCAGUGUUAUGAAAAUUAUAGACCAGGGUACACAGAUGGCAAAAGUUUGGGAAACUCUACCUUAUGGUAAAGCCAGCCAUGCUUUACAUAAGAAGGAAAGCAUUGGAGCUUUCAGAAAUGGAUUUAAAUACAUUUUUUGAUUUUACCAUUUUUAUGAUCAGAUGAGUGCAGUACUGUUAUAUUAAAUAAGAUAAAAUUAAUUGUGUAUUAUUAAAUACUUUUUAUUCUGUCAUAGGGUUUCUCUCUUACUGAUGUAACUUUGUUAGGAGAAUAUGAAUACUUGCAGAAAGUGGAAAUUCCAUAUAAUGAUAUCACAGGUUAGUCACUGCUUUCUCAUAAAUAACCAGUAUUAUCAUUGCAUUUUAUAUUCUUCAUACUUUUUUUUUUACAAACUAUUCAUGCUUAAAAGUGUUAAGUUUGAGUUUAAAAGACUAUAUUUACUAUACCAGGAAAAUCUUAUAAUAUCAAGAGACUUAAAAACUGUUAUCUUUGUUGGCCAAGAUGCGAUUUUGAAAAAAGUAUUAUAAAUGAGAAAUUAUUAAUUAUGUUCUUUAUUUAAAAAACAACUUUUGUUUUCUCUUUAAAGAUCUUUCCCCACUGGGGAAACUUCACAACUUGAUCAUUCUUGAUGCAUCCCACAAUAAAAUUGAAAAGUUGUUGGAUUUUACUCCGCCUUUUAAUCUUCAAGAGGUCAAUUUGUCAUGGAACAACAUCUCUGAAAUGGCAAAUUUGUCCAGCCACCGCUGCUUAAUAAAGCUUGAUCUAAGCAGUAUCCUUUCCAAAAUGCACUGGUCAUAAUUAGGUCUUUAAGAAAUUUAGUCUAGAUUCUGCUUAAAGAGGGGGAAAAUAAGCAUGUAUUACAAUAAGUAGGGCAUAUCUAGGGGAGGGGGGCAGGGGGGACAGAGGUCUCUGGGUGCCAAGACUAUCUAGGGGCACCACACCAAAAUUUGCUUUGAUAUUAUUUUAUUAACGCAAAUAAUGGGUUUGAGAGUUGAAAAAAGGAGCUUUAAAAUGAAUCUUGUCCCCCAAGCGCAAAACACUCUAGCUACGCCUCUGGUGGGGUGCAUUAUAUUUUCAAAAUUGUAGGCAGUAGACUGUUCUCCCCUGGAUUAAUGGAAAUGUAUAAAAUAAUCAAAAUAUUUAAUUUUCAAUAAUCCAGAAUACCCGGUAUUAGCAAUGGUUAUAAUAGUUUCAUUAUCUCCUUUAGUUUCUCAUUUAAUCUAGGGAAUUAUUUUUAAAAUAAACAUAUUUAUGGACAGAAAAAUCCAUAAGCAUUUAAUUUGUAUUAUGCUAUAAAUUGCUCAAUUUUUAUCAGAAUGUUUUUUUUAAGACUCUUUGAGGUGAAUUAAAGCCAAACUUACAGAAGCCCUUGGCUUUAUCUCUGUUUUAUUUGUGUGCAUAAGUGGAUUAAUUUUGCCCCAAACCUGUCAUUUCAUUCAGAGGGAAGAUAAGGUUUAGUCCAUUCAACAAUGAUGGCCAGUGAAUGAAACCCCAAUGGUCAGGUCCUUCAGCAAAUGUCAUUAUCAUUUGGUCCAAAGACAUAUUAAUUAAACUCUUUUUCAUUAAUACAUAUUUUCUUUAGCCAAAUCAAGAUAAUUCCAUUUCAGAAAUAUCAGGUCUGAGCCAAUGCAUGAGAUUAAAGUAUCUCAGUAUGGCACACAAUAAAAUCUCUCAAAUUGUAGGACUUGAUGGUCUGCCUAUCCAGUAUUUAAAUCUGGUAAGCGUUAAGCAAGGAUUGCCACGCACCUAUUAGCAGAAUAGGCCAGAAAAUCUUUCAAGCCUCUCAUAUAACAAAUAUAAAAACCAAAGAGUGUUUUAAAACAUGUUGAAAAAAUGACUUGAGGAUUUUUCAUGGUCAGACUAUAUUUUUUUUAACAAAGCUGAAAAACAAGUUUAUUUUAUAUUGCAACAAAUUAUAUAUAUAUAUAUUAAAGAAUGCUUAAAGCUUAAGAAUGUUUUUAUUUUAUAUAUGAAAACUUUGCUUUAUAUACCAAGGGACUUAAAGUAUUAUUGUCAUUUAGUCUGAAAACGAGUACCAUUUCUGUUAGUAGGGCAAGACACAAUCUGAACUAUUUUCAGUUUAUAUAUUAUUGGCAGCACAUUCAUUAAUGAACCAAGUACUUACCUGCGCAACCCUAAAUUCUAAUCAAUUUUUACACCAAGGAAGCUCUUGUUCUUUAAUAUACCAGGAUAUUAUAUUGUAUUUUCUUGUUUCUCAGAGCAAUAAUCUAAUCAGGAUGAAGGAGAGUUUGGAAAAUCUGAAGUACCUCAGAGUAAGAGGAUAUUAAUAUUAUACAUUGGCUCUCUUUAGUAGAGGAAAUAUGUUUUACCACUUUUAGUUACUAUCUUUUGUAUUUUUAAAAACCUAAUUGAAGUAUGGAAAGUAAAAACAGAAAUCUCAUUCAGAGAAGUGACAUCAUCACAUUAAGAUAAAGUAAUUAAUAAUUUGCUUUUUAAACCUUAAAUUAAUUAGUUAAUAUUUGGCAAAUAUAUAGUAAUUUCUAGAGCCAUUUACAGUUACACAAUGGAAUAAUAGGUGUACAACGUCAAAAAAAAAGCAAAAUUGAUGUAAAAAAAUUGUAACCAGCCAGUACAGAAUUGAUUGAAGUAUUAAAUAAUUUAUUUAUGAUAAUUCAUUUCAGGAAUUAGAUUUGUCUGGUAACAUUAUUAGAAGCUUGUCUGGUCUACAAAGCAAUGCUCGACUAGAGUUUGUGGAUUUGGAGGAUAACGAGGUAAGCAGGGAAACAAUUUUGGCAAAGAUUUAACUCAUGAAUGUAGAACAUCAUACUUUAAGUUACUGAAAAAGUUUAUCCAUUAAAAAAUAAUAUUUAAAAUAUUUUCAAUUAUUCCUUAUCAAAUUUUGAUUAAAGAAACAUUUAUUGAACAAUUUUAAAAACUAUUAAACUAUUCACAUCAAGUUUUUAAAUUCACUGUUUACUUCUAGUCAUAGUCCUCUCAUUCAAAGAUGAAAUAUUUUUUAAAUGCCUAAGGGACCAUUAUUAAAUGACAUCAUGCUGUUGCAGACAAUCUCUCCCCCCCCCCCCCCCCCCCCCCCCCACUCCACCCCACCAAUUAUCACAAACUUGUAACAGAAAUUUCAUGCCCCCCUCCCACCCCACCCUACCAAGUUCAUAAGUUCAUUUAUAGAUGGCCCCAAAGAAAGACAUAUAUCACCUAAUAUUUAACCUUAUAACUGUCAAGAACGAAUUUCUAUCGCAGAAAGCCAUUUUUAGCAAUUUCAUAUGCUUGUUAAAAAUGAAAAAGAUCCCAGACUAAAUGAAUUCAGAGACCCUUAUAAGUAUACAUUUUGUAAAAGUACAUUGGACAAGGUUAUUAUGGUAUGAAAAGAAUUUGUUUUUAUAUUAUGCAUGUUGAUAUUGACCUUGACAUUUACAGAGAGUAAAAUUUUACUACAUAACUUCUGAAUUCAACCCACCCUAAAUACUCCACAAAUUGUUCAAACUGUCAUAAAAUCAAAUUUUUGAUAUACUAGAACAGUGGUUCUUAACCUUUUUGGAGGUACCGAACCCCACCAGUUUCAUAUGCACAUUCACAGAACCCUUCUCAAUAGGAAAAAUAAAUUAUGAUUUUUUUUCUGAUUUUUUUUGGACCUCCGCCGAACCCCUGAGACUGACUCACCAAACCCCUGGGGUUCGAUCAAGCCCAGGUUAAGAACCACUGUACUAGAAGAAAUAUUCUUUCAGAAAAUGAUAAUUUAUAGUUACUUAUGUAGAAAAUUGUGAAAUUGGUGAAUUGUUUCAUUCAACACCUUCAAAUUUCUGUCAUACAAAAUACAAGGAGGGAAGGUACAAAAUGAUUUCAAAAACUACUUUUCAUUUGAAGUUUUUAAAACCAUUUUUUAUUAAUUAAUACUCCAGAAAAUAUAUGAACAUAAAUAUCCUAGGGGUAAAUCUUUGGGAUCAAAUCUGUGUCUUUUUCUGUUCGAGUUCCAGCCUCUCUCAAACGAAUUUGUCGGUAACAAUACGACUAAGCUUAGGGAUAAAACUGUCAAUAUCUGACUCUUAUCUCGACAACACUGCUAGAGUCUAUACUGUCAUUAUUUGCAUGUGGAAUAUCUCUGAUAUCUUUGCUUUCAUUUUAAUAUAUUUUAAAUAAUUCCAAUAAAGAAAUUCUGUGCUAAUUUUGAAAUCAGCCCUAUUCCGGAAUCAGACAAUAUGGUGGUGAAAAAAAUUGAUAAAUAGUCUGGGACACCACAGAAAAGGGUAUAACGGUCAAUUGUCAGCCGUUUUGACAGUUAUAAGGUUAAAAUAAAAAAUGAAAACUAUUUUCAACUUUUUUUUACUUUCUCUGAGCAGGUGAUUGACGUAGCGGAUGUUGACUAUCUGAAACAUGCAAAAGGUUUACGCGAGUUGAACCUGUUAAGAAAUCCCAUUCAAGAACUACCAGACUACAGACUCUCAGUUCUUCACCGUCUUAGUUGCUUGACAACACUAGACAGACGUCCUGUUAAAGAAGAUGAGAAGGUAAAGAGAAAAAUGUAUAAAAUCAGCUUUACUAACAUAUGAAUAUAGAGCAUUAAUAACUAAUCAAGGCAGAUUGAAAAUAAUAAACAAUAAAUAUUCAUCUAUUUAGAUUUGAAGAACCAUUCAUUGAAAUUAGAGAGAAGUAAAGAGAAGAAAAAAUACAAUAUACUUUAACUUAAAGUUUGGAGAGUUCAACAAAUUAUUAAAAGUAAAAAAAUGAAUAUUAAAAAAAAAUUAUAAUUUUAGAUUUUAUUUUGCUGCUAGAGAAAUAAUCAUACGGCUCCUUCCCAGAUAAUUUCAGUUACUUCAGAAGGUUUCAGUUAUUUUAUUGUUGGAUUAGAUUAAACUAUUUCUCAUGUCUACGGUAUUUGGUCAAAGAACAACUUACUUUGCCAAAUAUGCACAAUAAUUCUUUAAACGUGGUCUCCGCAGGUAGCGGCUGUUAAUAUGUUUGACCCGCCCUUGGAUGUAGUGGCGGCCAGAGAUCAUAUCAUGCAUGUUGUCUACUCCUUCCUUCAACCUUCUCGAGUCUGGGACAGGUAAAGUGCUCAGUGCAAAGCUACACCAUGGCAUGGUCCACCAAAAUAACAAUAUCAAUACCCACAGCAAGGGCUGUAUUAAUAAGCAAAUUUGCAUUAUUAUGAUAAUUAUUCAUAAUUAUUGGCCUUUCCAAAUCAACCGAUCCCCAUUGAUCUGUCUCCCCAUUAUUUAUACAAACUUGCUUAUCUUUAUAACACAUAUUGAUCGUGAAAUACUCUCAUGAAAAUCAGGUGUAGGAAGAUUAGGGAACUAUUUCAUCUGGGGAAAUCAUAAUUUGUUUAAAAGCACAUUUGUAAAACAAUAAAAACACACACACACACAUAUCUUUUCAUCAUUAAAUAAAUGACCCUAAGAAAAGUGGCUCCUGCUUCCUUACUGGUGAUGUCAGAAAGUAAAUUUAUUUAUAAUUUCCUAGUUACCUAUUUAUUGUAGGCGACCUGAAGACGCAGUUCUCUAAAUUUAAUCUGAAAUCUGGACAUCCAGACCCUCCCCUUCAAAUAUGGAUCAUUAGAGUAACCUGGAUAUUCUACAUAUAAUCAUUGCCUUAUGUUAACUCUCACAUCAUGUUAACACUCACAUCAUGUUAACUCUCACAUCAUGUUAACACUCGCAUCAUGUUAAAACUCGCAUCAUGUUAACACUCGCAUCAUGUUAACACUCGCAUCAUGUUAACACUCGCAUCAUGUUAAAACUCGCAUCAUGUUAACACUCGCAUCAUGUUAACACUCACAUCAUGUUAACUCUCACAUCAUGUUAACUCUCACAUCAUGUUAACUCUCACAUCAUGUUAACACUCACAUCAUGUUAACUCUCACAUCAAUGUUAACACUCACAUCAUGUUAACACUCACAUCAUGUUAACUCUCGCAUCAUGUUAACUCUUGCAUCAUGUUAACUCUCGCAUCAUGUUAACACUCGCAUCAUGUUAACACUCGCAUCAUGUUAACACUCACAUCAUGUUAACACUCCCAUCAUGUUAACUCUCACAUCAUGUUAACACUCGAAUCAUGUUAACACUCACAUCAUGUUAACUCUCACAUCAUGUUAACACUCACAUCAUGUCAACACUCACAUCAUGUUAACUCUCACAUCAUGUUAACACUCACAUCAUGUUAACACUCACAUCAUGUUUACUCUCACAUCAUGUUAACACUCACAUCAUGUUAACACUCGCAUCAUGUUAAAACUCACAUCAUGUUAACACUCACAUCAUGUUAACACUCGCAUCAUGUUAACACUCGCAUCAUGUUAACACUCGCAUCAUGUUAACUCUUGCAUCAUGUUAACUCUCGCAUCAUGUUAACACUCGCAUCAUGUUAACUCUCGCAUCAUGUUAACACGCGCAUCAUGUUAACACUCGCAUCAUUUUAACAUUCACAUCAUGUUAACUCUCACAUCAUGUUAACACUCACAUCAUGUUAACUCUCACAUCAUGUUUACUCUCACAUCAUGUUAACACUCACAUCAUGUUAACUCUCACAUCAUGUUAACAAUCACAUCAUGUUAACUCUCACAUCAUGUUAACAAUCACAUCAUGUUAACACUCACAUCAUGUUAACAAUCACAUCAUGUUAACACUCACAUCAUGUUAACACUCACAUCAUGUUAACACUCACAUCAUGUUAACACUCGCAUCAUGUUAACACUCGCAUCAUGUUAACACUCGCAUCAUGUUAACACUCGCAUCAUGUUAACACUCGCAUCAUGUUAACACUCGCAUCAUGUUAACACUCGCAUCAUGUUAACACUCGCAUCAUGUUAACUCUCACAUCAUGUAAACUCUCACAUCAUGUUAACUCUCACAUCAUGUUAACUCUCACAUCAUGUUAACACUCACAUCAUGUUAACAAUCACAUCAUGUUAACACUCACAUCAUGUUAACACUCACAUCAUGUUAACACUCACAUCAUGUUAACACUCACAUCAUGUUAACACUCACAUUAUAAAACACUCACAUCAUGUUAACUCUCACAUCAUGUUAACUCUCACAUCAUGUUAACUCUCACAUCAUGUUAACACUCACAUCAUGUUAACAAUCACAUCAUGUUAACUCUCACAUCAUGUUAACUCUCACAUCAUGUUAACACUCACAUCAUGUUAACACUCACAUCAUGUUAACACUCACAUCAUGUUAACACUCACAUCAUGUUAACUCUCACAUCAUGUUAACACUCACAUAAUGUUAACACUCACAUCAUGUUAACUCUCACCUCAUGUUAACACUCGCAUCAUGUUAACACUCACAUCAUGUUAACUCUCACAUCAUGUUAACACUCACAUAAUGUUAACACUCACAUCAUGUUAACUCUCACCUCAUGUUAACACUCACAUCAUGUUAACUCUCACAUCAUGUUAACACUCACAUCAUGUUAACACUCACAUCAUGUUUACUCUCACAUCAUGUUAACACUCGCAUCAUGUUAACACUCACAUCAUGUUAACACUCGCAUCAUGUUAAAACUCACAUCAUGUUAACACUCACAUCAUGUUAACACUCACAUCAUGUUAAAACUCACAUCAUGUUAACACUCACAUCAUUUUAACACACACAUCAUGUUAACACACACAUUAUGACUGGAAAAACGCCCACAAGUAAUUAAAACUUUAAAAAUAAAAAGGAAUUAAUGUCAUGGUCACAUGCCCAGAAAUGUAAUCAUUCUCUUGUGGUACACAAUAUGUAAUAAAUUGAAAUUAAAACAUUGCCAAUUACACAAUUACAGAUUCUCUGGCAUUAAAACUUAUCUGUUGGCUAAUCAGUUCCACCAUGCGGAAUACAUACUCUCCAAUGCAGCUGGCUGAACCAACAUAAGGCAUAAGCUAUAGAGUUGUUCUUUCACAACAUCCAACUAAUCCAGUUACAUAAAUAUAUAUUAGAUAUUCUCAUACACCUGCAGUAUUAUUUCAAGGAUAAUACAAAUUAUUUAUUAUGAUUUAAAGAUGACUGUAAGUAACAGAUGAAGGUUUAAAUGCUGUUGGUUUUAUGAGAGUUGAAUGGACGAAAAGAAAGAAUUGUAAAAAUUAUUUGUACGCAAUGUAGUUAUAAUUCUGUGUCCCAAAUGGAUAAGGUCAAACUAAAUACCGAAAAUAUUUAAUAGUAUCUUUUGCCUGUGUUACUUUCAGAAGCAUCACACAAAAUGUCCCAACUGACUAAGUUUGAAAUAAUUAGAAAAGUUAAUUUCUUGAAUUUGUUAAUCAUUCCAGCACACUUCCAAAUGUUGAGACACCCUAUCCUAUGCUUGUCUUAGUGGGGCCACAGGGCUCAGGCAAGAAAGACUUGGCUAUGAAACUAGUGGAUGAAUUUGGGGAGUACUUUGGAUAUGGGUGAGUCACAUGACAGAGGAUUUAUUGUGGGUGUUUCAUUUGGGUAUACUGACAGUUCUAUGUUUCAUUUGGGUAUACUGACAGUUCUAUGUUUCAUUUGGGUAUACUGACAGUUCUAUGUUUCAUUUGGAUAUACUGACAGUUCUAUGUUUCAUGUGGAUAUACUGACAGUUCUAUGUUUCAUUUGGGUAUACUGUCAGUACCCUGUAUCAUUUGGGUAUACUGACAGUACCCUGUUUCACUUGGGUAUACUGACAAUUCUAUAUUUCAUGUGGGUAUAGUGACAGUUCCCUGUUUCAUUUGGGUAUACUGAUAGUUCUGUUUCAUUAGGAUAUACUGACAACUCCAUGUUUCAUUUGGGUAUAAUGACAAUUCCAUGUUUCAUUUGGGUAUACUGAUAGCUCCAUGUUUCAUUUGGGCCUAGUGACAGCUCCAUGUUUCAUUUGGGUAUACUGAAAACUACAACACCAAGAUACCCUUGAAAAUUUAAAUUGUGAUUAAUUUUUAAAUUGUAACAAUUGAAUAUUAAAAAAAAUAAAUCCUUGAUUUGGUCAGUAUUUUCAGAAAACAAAUAUCAAUAUAAGAAUUAUUUAUAAGUUUUUACAUAUUUUUAUAUAUAUCUAUAGAAUUUCUCAUACAACAAGAAGGCCAAGGCCUGAUGAGAUAUCGGGAAAGGACUAUUAUUUUGUUUCCCUUGAAAAGUUUGAAAUGGACAUAAAAAUGGUAUGUGCAUGGCCUUGAUUUUAAACAAUUUCUUUCCACAGAUUAUUGUAUCAAUACCCAUCUCCAGCACUCUAUUAAAAUUUUCAAAAAUAUAUGUAGGCCUAAGUGGUUCAUGCGGUUCCAUAGCAGGAAUGCGGUUCUAUAGCUGGGCUGCUGUGUCAGAUUUAUUCUUUUUUUUAAAUCUGCUUUUUAUGUAAACUUUAAAAAUUUUCCAUGGAUAUUUAAUGCUUUUCUAUGGUCCCAUUGAUUUAGUUAUCAUUAAGUGCUUUACUAUGGUCCCACUGAUUUUGUUGUUGUUUUUAGUGCUUCAUUUAGGUCCCAUUGAUUUUUUUUAUGUUGUUUAUUGCCUUACUAUGGCCCCAUUAAUUUUGUUGUUAUUAUUAAAUAUUUUACGAUGGUCCCAUUGAUUGAGUUUGUUAUUAGUAAGUGCUUGGCUAGGGUCCUGUUAAUUUCACUUGCAUGAGAAGAGGGCGCGGAGGGGGAGGUCCACGCCUGUGAAACUUUUUGUUCUAUAUUAUUAUAGAUUAUAAUAUAUAUAUAUAUAGAGGGGCAGUAUUUUUGGCCAACUGCAGACUUUUUUUUUUGGGGUGUGGGGGGAACCAAAAAUCUUGCCCCAUCCACUGAGCCUGGGGCUCUACCCAUUUCUAACUCAUUAACUAAUUUGAAUUGGUUUGACUCAUUUAAUUGAUUUUUCUUCUCUUUAUGUGAGUAUGACAUGAGAAUUAAAGAUUUUUUUUGUAACUUAAAGGGUCAGUUUGUUCAGACCCACCAAUAUAAUGGUAACUGGUAUGGACUUCAGAUGGAGUCAAUAGAAAAUGUAGCCAGAGAAGGUCUGGCCUCUGUUGUCCAUAUGGAGCUAGAGGUAAGUUGCUUAUAUUGAGGCACAGUAUAUAAGAAAUACCAACUUGAACCCCAUUUUUUUCCAAAUCUUUGGCCUUUGAAAAUUCACAGAGGCACCCACAUUUUUAAUUAAUUGAAAACCCACAUUUUCAGCCCACAGUCUGAUUUAUUUCUUGAUCAUAUUUCACUGAACAAAGCUCAAUGCCCAACACCUGCCAUAAUUAAUACAUCCCUUUACAUCAGUGUCAGAGUAUUGGCUUUUAUAUGAUAAAUGUAAGAGUCUUGACAUUGAGAUUAUUGUUUACGUUGUUAGCAGUUGGGUUAUUACAUUUCUUUUAUUCAUUUAUGAUCAACCUAAGAAUAUAAUACCGUAUUUUACGGACAUAAGACGCUAAGGAGUAUAAGACGCACCUUAAUUUUUAAGCAAUUUUUAAAAAAAAUUAAAUUUUUACCAUUUUUAUAUUAAUUUGAAGUAUAAGACGUACCUGAAUUUUGGAGGCAAUUUUUCCCAGAAAAAAUUGAUUCUUAUAGUCCGUAAAAUAUGUUAUAUGUUUAUUUUGUGUUUUAUUGGUCUUAUUAUAUUACAAUACCCGACAAAUUUUACUUAACAUUUAUUAUUGGCCCUAAUGUUAUUUAAAGGGUGUGCUGACAUUGAAAAAAACUUAUUUUGAGCCUCGCUAUGUCCUGGUGUUACCCCUCAAUCCUGAAAUCCAUGAACGCAGACUUCAUAAAAGGGGUUUCUACACAGAAGAUCAGAUCAACAAGUCCUUGAAAAGAGUAGAUGUGUAUGUCAAGCAGAAUCAAGAGCACCCGGGUUUCUUUGAUAUGAUGAUCUGCACUGGUAUGUAUUUAAAAAAAAUCAAAGUAAACCACUUUUUUCUUUAUCGUUGUAGCCCAGUGGCAGUGGUGAGUUGUGAAGGUCACUACAGUUUUAAAUUUAGUUUAUAAUUCAAAGAAGUCAGAUCUUGAGAUUUUUAGCCUUAUUAGUAGCUCUUAUAGCAUGGUCACCAGAAAUAGAACAAGCAAAUGAAAAAGCCAAAGAAAAAGGACAAUCUCUGAAAAGAUAUAAAUAGUACAGACAUUCAAUUACAUAGGGGAUAACUCUGUAUUUUACAGGUUAUUCAAUAUGUGGCGAUUAUUUAAUCAAGGGGAAUAACUCUAAAGUAUGUUAUUCAAAAUAUGACAGCCAUACACAAAUAACAUUAUACAUCUUUUUUCUAAUGAGAAGUAAUCAUGUUGGAUGAUAAAGGUGGACAACAAUAAUGAUUCAUUAGCAUAUUAGGCCCAACCUGUUAAACCAUUAAUGAUAAUUAAUUAUAUGGUCGCCCCACGUGGUGUCUAUGUAAGGCAGGCGCAUAGCAGGAUGGUUACUACAGUGUUACAAAGUAAAAUACCCGUUAGUUGUAUACUGUGUUAGUCUUCUUCUUUGUCUUUUUGAGACAUAAGCGCAUUGCAGCAUGUCUCACUAUAUAGAUACAUCUAUCAGUAUCAUCCAGCGCACAUAUUAUCUUCUAUGUGACAAUUUUGUUUAAUCAUCACAAUAUAAUUGUUACGAAACAAAUUGAAGGAGCUAACAAGUGAUUAAAACACUGCCUUAUAUUAGUAAGUAACAGAUAUUGUCCAUUAUUAACACCUAACAAAAACAAAAACACAAAAAUAUAAUGAUUAUAUAGCUGAUUUAGUAAAUAUUCUGACAUUGCCUGUGAACAACAGUGAAUAAUGGUGAAACAAUGGUGACACAAUGAUGAAAAAUGGUGAACAAUGGUGCAUUUAGUCAGGGGGUGAAUCCAGCUUUGAACACACAUUAGGCAUUCUUAGGAUAAGUAGAUUUCCCCUAACCUAUCAAAGGUAGCCAUUCUUAGGAUAAGUAGAUUUCUUUGAUUUCAACCCAUAUUGGGACCUAACUUGUAUAUGGAGAUGUAAUAGUAUUAUUUGCCUACACUGGUAAUAAAAAUUUCAAAAUUUAGUUAAAUCACAUGCAUUGAAGACAUGAUUAUAUGAUAGUGUCGGAGUUAAGCCGUAGUUAAGUCGGGGUUAACUCAGAACUUAUCAUGCAUCUCUGCACUUGUCUAGGACUUGUCUAUCACCUGUCUUGACAGGGUUAUGUAGUUCAUAAACUCAUAAAGGCCUGUCUAGGACUUGUCUAUCACCUGUCUUGACAGGGUUAUGUAGGACUUGUCUAUCACCUGUCUUGACAGGGUUAUGUAGUUCAUAAACUCAUAAAGGCCUGUGUUUGUUUUUUCUUAACAGAUGACCUUGCUGCAGCUUAUGUCCAGCUGAGGAAGAUUGUUAUGGACUACCUAGGCAUCACCGGGGAAGUGAAAAGGGAACAGCAAGCCUUAAACGAAACAAGGGAGAUUACCCCUACUAACAUACGGGGAAGAACCUGGUCAAAGCCCAGUAAUUCUGAAAGCCAGGCACAAGUUCGGUCAGCAAUGAAUGACGUUGGUUCUGCUUUAGUUCGGGGCAUAGUGGUGAGUUUGACUUACACUAAUUGAGAGCUGAGUAAGCAAAAAUGAAUGUGGGACAUUGGUUAAGUAAAGAAAACAAUGACUAAAAGAGCUGCAGAGCCAGGACAAUGUCCCCAUCUGUAUUUCAACACCCAGGACAACGUCCCCAUCUGUAUUUCAACAUUUAAAAAGGUUAGCAGAUUCUUAAAUCAGGCAUUAUUAAUAUUUAAAAUGAAUCAGCUGAAAUAAGACACACAAAAAAAGAGAGGAAUCAUAAACUAAUAUAACUGUGUGGAAUAUGUCUUGGACUUUUGCUUAGAGAAGCAACCAUUGGAACAUCAGCACCAAAGUUACAUUUGAGAGUAAAGGUCCCUUUGCCCAGUGGGUAAAUUUUAUCUGAAGGUAUAGAAAUCUUCAGAACUUAACUAAUAUUUCCAUAAGUUUUUAGCUUUUAUAUCUCAUUAUAUAUCCCCUUGGAACAAUAUAGAACUUUCUGUACAAUUCUAGAAUUAUUUAACCCCCCCGAAACUUGUGAAAAAAUGACUCUUCUAUGUAAUCAUUUUAAGAAUAAGAAAAAUUCCACAAUAGUAUCAUAACUAUAAAAAAAUUCAUUUAAUUUAAAAUGGGGAACCUAGUGGGGAUUCCAUAAGGUGCCAUUUUAGAUAUGCCUUGAAUAGGGGUCCUUAUUAAAAAACAGUCAGAUAUAUAAUGAAGUUAAAAUUUAAAAGUUGUCCCAUUAAAAUUGGUUGAGAAAUGCCGAAUAUCUAGCCUUUUAAAGCGUCAAACUUUCUGGAAACUUCUGGACUGGCUUGGAAAGAAGUGGAUAUUAUUACUUUUAAACAUAACAAAUUUCAAUAUGGAUUAUGAAGGGUAUAAUUACAAAGCUUGGCCAAGAUUCACAUAGAAGCAUAUAAAUUAAAAUAUGUAUUUAAAUUUUAAAACACAAUUGUUCUUUAAUCUUCUUAUAAGGUAUUUUUACAAAUAAAUGUUUAUUAUUCUCAAUGCAAGUUGUCUAGGCAUUUUAAAAAGAAAAUCACAAUUUCAACAAAACAACCAUGUUUUUAAAGUAACUUUUAAUUCCAACUACAUCAGUUUACCUUUUUUUCAUUGUAAAUCUUAAGUUUUGAUCAAGACAUUCCUUGGCUGUUCCAACUGUAAUAAACUGAUUGUCGGGAUACGCAAGCAAUAGUUAAGGAAUAGUUAAGGAAUAGUUAAGGAAUAGUUAAGGAAUAGUUAAGGAAUAGUUAAGGACUAGUUAAGGACUAGUUAAGGACUAGUUAAGGAAUAGUUAAGGAAUAGUUAAGGAAUAAUUAAGGAAUAGUUAAGGAAUAGUUAAGCAGCUGAAUGCCUUUAAUGUGCGGCCACUACUAAAUGACACCUUGACCUGUACUGUGCUCAACUUUGCAGUUUCUUUAUGAGAUCAUCAUUGGUGCCAUCUUCCCAUAGGCUCCUUAUGUUUUAAUGGGUAUACGUUGUAGUUUACAUCAAUGUGGUCAAUCUUUCAGGAGGAGGAAUCUAUUAAAAGACGCCAAAGUGCUGCAAAAGAUGUCAUCACUGGAUAUGUUCCUCCACUUUAUGAUCAACUCAUGUCCAGGUACAUGUCAUAUCUGUGUUCAUGUCCAGAUAUUUGUCAUGUCUGUUUUCAUGUCCAGUAUGUGUUAUUUUCACUCCUCUUUAAAAUUGUUUAAUGACCCCAAGUACAAACAACAUUGUUAUGAGCAUCUAUUGGUACAGUGCCUUCCCAUCAGCACCAAAGUACAGAGUCAACUUACAUGGUGCCUUCCCAUCAGCACCAAAGUACAGAGUCAACUUACAUGGUGCCUUCCCAUCAGCACCAAAGUACAGAGUCAACUUACAUGGUGCCUUCCCAUCAGCACCAACAAGGGAGACAAACAUUAUUUAUUUUAAAGGAAUGUAACAUUGUAAUGCCCCUCCAUAUAUCUUUUGAGCUAAUCAUUAAUUUCUUAUCAUCCCUACACAACUCAGGUACCCCAGAACAGCCCCACAGGCCACAGAUAAACAAGAUGGUUUAGGACAACCGGUCCAAUCAAGAGCCUUCUCUGCUCCCACCUAUCAAAACCAAGAAGGAAAAGAUUUGUCUGAGCAAGGCCCACCCAUGUCGCCUGACUCAUCUGUUGAUGAUGAGAGCAGUUCCAACUUGUCUGACCUCGACUCGGCCACAGAACUGCACCACGGCCAAAAUGAAGAUGCAGACUUAAAUUACUCACGUUUCCUUCCAACGGAAACACUCAAUCCUAUCUUUUUGAUGGAAGAUCUCUCCCCACGUCCACCUUCCGCCGGUCGAUCUGAAUUUAAGACACAUGUGCAAAGGCCAGGUUCUGAAAGACAUUCUGUGCUGCCCCCGAUACAGCCCACUGCAGCAUGAUCUCACUUUACUAAUGCAACGAUGUGCACUAUGCUUUUGAAUAAAAAUGAUAAAACAUUGGUUUAAUGAAAAAAUCUGGUCAGAACUGCAUCAUAUCUAUUGAGACAGCUUAGUCUUUAAAACAAAUAUGCAAGCCAACACUAAUUAAAUUAGAUUCAUGACAACAUACUUGCAAGGGGGGGAAAUAUUCCUCACAAUAAUAAAUUCCAAAGUUUGAGAAGACCACAACUUCUAACUUUUAAAUUUUUAAAUUUUUAUACAGAAAAUAUUGGCAGCCAACUUAGCGUAAUAGGAUAACUUAUAAAAAAUCUAUAGAAAUAUAUUUAAAAUGAUACGUUUAGAGUGGUUUUAUGUCAUGCAUGUGAACAUAUAGGUAUUAAAAAUUGUUGAUCAAAAGAAUUAUUAUAUCUUUUACUAUUGUUUACUAGGCCCGCCUUAACCCCCCCUCCCCCCGAAACAGUGGUCAUCUUGACUUUGAGAUAGCGGCAGUACUUCUGUAUUUUAAAAGGAAACAGUGUUAAUCAAAGAUGAGUUAUAAUGCAUUCGAAGGAAGUAUUUUUUCUUUACAAUUAAAUCUGACGUAUGGGGUUCUAUAUAUGUCAAAUAAUUGACACUGUAUGAUAAUAUGUAAAAAAAAAAAGUAAUAUUUGUGUAAACAAUUUGAGAAAUAAAAAUAAUAACUGAACUGAU
Molecule: messenger RNA, 22089 nt
Organism: Lymnaea stagnalis (great pond snail)
Lineage: Eukaryota; Metazoa; Mollusca; Gastropoda; Lymnaeidae
Source: the annotation of a GenBank genome assembly